Molecule: messenger RNA, 2376 nt
Organism: Lynx canadensis (Canada lynx)
Lineage: Eukaryota; Metazoa; Chordata; Mammalia; Carnivora; Felidae
Gene: NUDCD3
Product: NudC domain containing 3
Biological process (GO): protein folding
Cellular component (GO): cytoplasm
Source: RefSeq, a predicted model, not a curated record
GCCGUUAGCGCAGCGUGCCGGAAGUGGCCGUGGGCCGGCGUCCGGGCCGCGCCCGCAGUGAGCAGAGUCCCUCCGGCCGGCGACGCCAUGGAGCCCGGAGCGGCCGAGCUGUACGACCAGGCCCUGCUGGGCAUCCUGCAGCACGUGAGCAACGUCCAGGACUUCCUGCGAGUGCUCUUCGGCUUCCUCAACCGCAAGACCGACUUCUACCGCCUGCUGCGCCAUCCGUCCGACCGAAUGGGCUUCCCUCCUGGGGCGGCGCAGGCCCUGGUCCUGCAGGUGUUCACAGCCUUUGAACACAUGGCGCGCCAGGAUGACGAGAAGAGGAGGAAGGAGCUGGAGAAGAAGGCCAGGAGGAAGGAGGUGGAGGAGGCCGCGGUGGCCGCAGCCGAGCAGGAGCCAGUGCCGGCCGCGGGGCAGGAGGUGGAGGUCGGCCCCAGCACAGACCCCGGGCCUCCAGGACCACCGGGACCCCGGGACGCUGAGCCGGCGGUGGCCCCCAGCUCGGUGGAGGCAGAGCCUGCGGGAGCAUGUGCAGGUGCCACGGAGGCUGCGAAAGGGCCACCAGCCCUUCCCAGGAGGCAGGAGCAGUUCCAGAGAAACCCCGACAGCUACAAUGGCGCCGUGCGUGAGAACUACACCUGGUCGCAGGACUACACUGACCUGGAGCUCAAGGUGCCGGUGCCCAAGCACGUGGUGAAGGGCAGGCAGGUCUCGGUGGCCCUGAGCAGCAGCUCCAUCCGGGUGGCUGUGCUGGAGGAAGCUGGGGAGCACGUCCUCAUGGAAGGGAAGUUCACCCACAAAGUCAAUACUGAGAGCUCCCUCUGGAGCCUGGAGCCUGGGAAGUGCGUUCUGGUGAGCCUGAACAAGGUGGGUGAGUACUGGUGGAGCGCAGUCCUGGAGGGUGAGGAGCACAUUGACAUCGACAAGAUCAAUAAGGAGCGUUCCAUGGCCACGGUGGACGAGGAGGAGCACGCGGUGCUGGAUAGGCUCACCUUUGACUACCACCAGAAGCUGCAGGGCAAGCCGCAGAGCCAUGAGCUGAAAGUCCAUGAGAUGCUGAAGAAGGGGUGGGACGCAGAAGGCUCUCCCUUCCGAGGCCAGCGGUUUGACCCAGCCAUGUUCAACAUCUCCCCGGGGGCCGUGCAGUUUUAGCGCCCUGGCGCCCUCCUGCAGGGGCUCGCCGUCUGGUUGGCCCCUGCCAGCCUUUCUCUCAAGGGUGAACCCGUGGCUCCCAGCCCCGCAUCUCCAGACUGUUCCGGAGCAGCGUGGGGUGAGCGGGCCGCUGCCCCCCCCCCCGCUCUCCUCUCGCUGCUGUGCGCGCUCUGCUUGCUUUCCCCGUGGGGGGCGGGAAGGGGAGGUGCUGGGCCAGCACCCCCAGGUGCAGGGGGCACGGGGUCCGAGCCUUGACCUGACUCUGGGCACGCACGUGUGGUCUUACUUGGCCUUUGUGUGUGUCCGCUGCCUGCUCAGACCCGUCGAGGAGCAGAGUGGGGUCUUGGUCGCUGCUUGGGGACGUGGGCCACAGGCGCAGCAGGAACUGUCCUCUGAUGUCCUCCUGUGGACCGUCCUUGUAAGAGAGCUGACUGGGCGCCCUCGGGAGAUCACAGAGACCACGAUGCGGCGGCCCCUCCUCUUCCACUGAGCCCAGGGCCACUGCCACCUCUGCUCUGCCAGCCCCGUGGCCGUCGCCGUGGGCCACCCUUGUGGGCUCUGCCCUCGGGCUGGGGAGGAGGACUCCUUCUGGGGGUGGUCCUUCAGGAGACCCCCUUUCACCUGAGUAGCUGGGAGCUGGCAUGUCACAGUCGUGUGGGGACAGGUUUCUGGCUCAGGGUGGCCAGAAGUGGGUGGGGAACCCCUGAGUCUCCUGAUCGACCAGGCAUCAGGUGGCUCUGGUGCCAUCGAGGGCAUCGCCAAGCUGCUGAGACCCCUCUUCAGGCCCCCCGGAUUUGCACGUGUGUUGACGUGCGCAUGUGAAAACUGUUGGUGAGGGUGUGCUACUUGAGAGAUGGGGGGGCCAUGGACUCUGUGGUCACGUGUCUUCCUUUGCCCGACUUUGUUUUCAGUGUUGCGUUUCUGCCCACCCUUCCUGCCGUGACCAUGUCCCACCCGUGUCUGGGAGCGGCCGGUGGGGCCAAGGCACCCGUCCACGUGGCUGCUGCUGGGCCACCCUUGCCCUUCCAUUGGGCGUCCUCUGCCCCUCGCUGCUGGCCUGGGCCCUGGAGCCCGUGCAGCCUGCGUGUUUUCUCUCUUUAGACACGGCAGCCGCAGACCGGCUACUGAGCUCUGUCAGCGGAGGUCCGAGGAACCGCGGGGUGCCUGCCUGCGAAGUCCCCCUUCUCCAGUGUCUGUUUGCAAUAAAUCUGUAUUUAAGCA